Molecule: messenger RNA, 282 nt
Organism: Protopolystoma xenopodis
Lineage: Eukaryota; Metazoa; Platyhelminthes; Monogenea; Polystomatidea; Polystomatidae
Source: the annotation of a GenBank genome assembly
AUGACGAUUAAGCGGGCCAGAGUUGGGGAUGCAAGGGCGGAGAAAAGGAGCCCCAAAAUAGCUCAAAUAAUGGGCACAUUGCAUGCGAGCCAAACAGGUUCACUUACGGAGUGCAGCCGCAGAAGCCAACGCCGACGCCGAAGCCGCUUCCGACGUCUUUUUGGUCAACCAGCCCGUGAGGCGGGUCGAUACAACCGGCCCAGGCGAUGCUUGCGCUUCGGAUGGGACCUAAAGGGCUGCUGUUAUUUCAAUGAAUGCACGCCGCAUCGUGCGGACGCGUGA